This is a messenger RNA of Frankliniella occidentalis (western flower thrips), 2157 nucleotides long. It is a transcript of the gene Smyd4-3, whose product is annotated as SET and MYND domain-containing protein 4. Lineage: Eukaryota; Metazoa; Arthropoda; Insecta; Thysanoptera; Thripidae. The record is from RefSeq and is a predicted model, not a curated record. Bases 159 to 2120 code for a protein of 653 amino acids. The transcript is spliced from 8 exons. Gene Ontology annotation, molecular function: protein binding.
CCCGGCGAGCCGGCGCACGCCGUAGAGCCCCAGUGCACGCCCCGGCGCCGUCAUACACUGGCUGCGCACAUGGCACCGGCCAACCUCGUCCACAGCAUCCUCUUCGUCCAAUCAAGCUCUCUCCAGGACGCCGACGACGACCGACCCCCGGCCGCGAGAUGCCCGUCGCCGUAGACUCUGAGCGCGGUUUCUUCCGCGCCGCUCACCGUCGGCUGAGCGAGGCGCUCUCUGCACAGCAGGUGGACGAGUUCGCAGCCCUCGGCUCGGACGAGCAGCGCUUCCAGUGGCUGUGGGACCAGCGGCUGGCGCACGAGACGCCGUGCAGCUUCACGGAGCUGGGCAAGGACCUGGAGCAGGCCAAGCAGUUCAAAGAUGACGGCAACAAGGCCUUCCAGAAGGAGGACUACGCCACGGCCGUGCGCCUGUACACCAAGAGCAUCCUACACAUGCCAGUGGACUCCGGUGACCUGUCCGUGGUGCACGCCAACAGGUCGGCAGCGCUCUACCACCGCGGCCAGUACCACCUGGCGCUACAGGACAUCGAGCAGGCCCUGGAGCUGGGCUACCCCAAGCACUUGCUCUACAAAGUGUACGACAGACAAGCGCGCUGUCUACUGGCGCUCAAGCAGCACCUGUCCGCCAAAGACACCUUCCAGCGCACGAUCUCCGCGCUGGACGACUCCCCUCUGACGCUUGAGCGGCGACGCAAGUGGCAGAUGGACGUGCAGAUCAUGGUCAGCAUGUUCACCAAGUUCAAGGACAUCCGGGACGAGCCCCUGAGCCCUGCGCAGAUCGGGCAGCCCAAGGCGCCGCCGGCUCCCGGGCGCCUCCUGCGCGGCCCGCACCCCCGGCAGCGCGCGCACGGCAGGGGGCUCGUCUCGGCCGCGCUGCGCUUCCACGAGGCCCUGGACGAGGAGGUCGGCCGCCACGUGACCACCGACGACGACGUCAAGGCCGGCGACCUGCUGCUCACAGAGCGGCCCGCCGUGGCCGUCCUGCUGCAGGAGCGCGCCCUCACGCACUGCUUCGAGUGCUUCAGGAGGCUCCGCGCCCCGGUGGCGUGCCCCCGCUGCUCUGCCGUGCUGUUCUGCUCCGCGGCAUGCAGGACGCAGGCCGAGCGCACCCACCACGCCGUCGAGUGCAGCGUGCUGCCGCUGCUCUGGGCUUCGGGGGCCUCCAUCACGUGCCUCAUGGCCCUGCGCGCCAUCGCGCAGCUCCCCAAGGGGGCCGCGCCGCCGGCCUCCGUCAUGUCCCUCGUCACGCACACGGCGCGCCGGCAGACCGAGGACCUGCUGCACCGCGCGCACAUGGCCGUGUUCCUGGCGCGCUGCCUGCAGGCCGCCGGGCACGCCGGCGAGGGCGACGAGGUGCUGCGCACGGGCGGGCGCCUGCUCACGCUGCUGCAGCUGCUGCAGUUCAACGUGCACGAGGUGUCCGAGCUGGAGCUCAAGGUGCCGCCACCGCGCGGCUACGACUCGGCCACGUCCAACUUCGUGGGCGCCGCGCUCUACCCGACGCUCGCGCUCUUCAACCACUCGUGCGACCCGGGCGUCGUCCGGUACUUCAACGGCACCACGGUGGUGGUGCACGCCGCGCGCGGCCUGCGCGCCGGCCAGCCCGUCUGCGAGAACUACGGCUUCUGCUACUCCAACCGGCCGCGGCAGGAGCGGCUGGACGCGCUGCAGAGGCAGUAUUGGUUCCGGUGCUGCUGCCAGGCGUGCGAGGAGGACUGGCCGCUCCUGAGGGACAUGGAGAACGACACGGGCGUCAUGAGGUUCCGCUGUGACCCGGGCGGCGCCUCCACCGCGCGCUGCAGCAACGUCAUCAUCGUCCCCACCGACACUACCAACUUCAUGGUCCAGUGCAGCGCCUGUAAGCAGCACACCAACAUUCUCAAAGGGCUCAAGGCUCUUCAGGAUACAGACAGUAUGCUGAAAAUAGCACAGUCUCUCCUUUCAGAGGGAAACUUGACUGAUGCCUUGGACCGAUUCCUCAAGAUUCUUAGCCUACUGGAGGAUACUCUUGUUCCUCCAUUCAAGGACUACACUCUGUGUCAAGACAAAAUUCGAAUGUGCAUGGUUGCCCUAGGGGAGGAUGUUAUCGUUUCAGGCACAUCCUAGACCUCGCCUAAAAUUUUAAUAAAGAUAAUUACACAAA